Messenger RNA from Sesamum indicum (sesame), 1998 nucleotides. RefSeq lists its product as uncharacterized. Lineage: Eukaryota; Viridiplantae; Streptophyta; Magnoliopsida; Lamiales; Pedaliaceae. Gene Ontology annotation, cellular component: membrane; GPI-anchor transamidase complex. The record is from RefSeq and is a predicted model, not a curated record. Gene Ontology annotation, biological process: attachment of GPI anchor to protein.
AGAAAAAUGAAAAAGGCAAAAGGAAAAAAGUGUAUUUGCAGGACGACGGCGUUUCGUCCAAGAACUGAACCCCCAGUACCACUCUUGGCUGCAGACGGCGUCCGAUCUGAAAGCCAGCAAAGGAUCUUUCCACUCAUCAAUGGAGGAGAAGCCCCAAAUUCGAAGUAACACAAAGAAGCUAGGGUUUUGGAAAUGGGCAAUAGCUUCGGUCAUAUUCAGAUUAAUUCUCAGUUACUUCUCCAAAAAUCUCAACCUGUCCUCUCGCCCCGAAGUCUCCACUCCGCUCACCAGCCUACGUCGCUUGGCGGAGGGCUACUGGCUAAAGCGAUUAUCGAUGUCACCGUAUUCUGGUUCGAUGUACCAUGGUUCGCCUUUAUUGCUCUCGAUUCUCGGUCCUCUUACUGUGAAAACAAUUGGAGGACAACCUAGUCAUCUAUUGUGCAGUCUGGUUUCUGUGUUUGCAGAUCUUAUCAGCUCAAUUCUUAUCCGUGCAACUGGACACAGUCUUGUGCGAGCACAUGUUCACAAUUUGAAAUCAUUGGGCCUUGAUAAACUGUUCAAAGACAUAGAGAUUCUGCCAUCUGGUGAUAUUGCUGCUCUCGUGUAUUUGUGGAACCCUUUCACAAUUGUCUCUUGCGUUGGUUUUAAUACAUCACCUAUUGAAAACCUGUUCGUGAUCUUGUCUCUUUAUGGAGCAUCUGCAGGACUAAUACCAUUAGCAGCUUUUGGGUGGGUCAUAGCAUCACAUUUGUCUCUUUAUCCCUUGGUUCUAAUCAUACCGGUGAUCUUUUUACUGGGUUACGGUCUGGAUGCACCCCCAAGAAAAUUAUUCGUGCGGAGUACGCAAGUUGGAGAAGAGAGACCAGUUGAUCAUGUAGAACUCAAGUCAGUGACUAAUAAACCCUUAAAAACAACGAUUUUCUCCUGGCGGCCAGUCAUUGUCUUCUUUUUGUGGGCAUCCAUAUGGAUACUGUACGUGUUAAUGUUGUGUGCUAUUGAUAUGAAAGAGCAUGGUGGUCUUUGGGAGAUGUUUAAGAGGACAUAUGGUUUUAUUCUUACUGUCAAAGAUUUAUCUCCUAAUAUAGGUGUCUUAUGGUACUUCUUUGCUGAAGUGUUUGAUUUUUUCAGGAAUUUUUUCCUGAUAGUUUUUCACGUGAACAUUCUCUUCAUGAUAUUGCCUUUGGCCAUACGGCUAAAUCAUAGGCCAUGCUUUUUGGUCUUUGUUUACUUGGCAAUCUCUUCAAUGCUAAAAUCUUAUCCUUCAGUUGGGGAUUCAGCUUUAUACUUGAGUUUACUGGUGUUAUUUGUUAAUGAGUUAGCAGAAAUGCAAUUUUCAUUCUUCCUCUUUUGUGGAUAUGUUGGGGUUUCACUUUUAAGCCCUGUGAUGCACAAUCUGUGGAUUUGGAGGGGGACUGGCAAUGCAAACUUCUACUUUGCAACAGCCAUAGCAUAUGCUUGUUUUCAGAUCGUUCUUGUGGUUGAGAGUGUGAGUGCUAUGCUUAACUAUGACAGAAAGAUCAGAAAACUAUGCAAUACUGCAAAAGUUUGAGAUGCCUGCUGCUUUUAGAUAAAGGGUAUUUGGACUAGUUAUUUGGUAUUUACUUCGCUUGAGCUGGCCUUGAUGCUUGACUUCUGUGCGAUAAACUGCUGGAGAUAGUCUGCUGUGCGAUAAACUGGUGGGAGCAAAGUUUCAAAUAGAAGUUUAUACAGAUUACAGAGGAUCCCUUGCAACAUAUUUCGAAUUGUCCUUCAAAUACAUUCUAGCGCAAUCAGUACCGAAUAGACCAGUGGGAAACUAAAUGUGGUCAAAAUGAAUUUCAACGGACCAGUAGAAGUGUACCGAAUAGAACACAAACUUUGCCAUGAGACAAUGGGUGAAUUUUGUAAUUCUCCAGUUAGAGAACAACUGUCGGCGAUGGAACCUGCAGUAAGACUUGUGAACUGUUCUCUCUCUCUCUCUAUGCAACUGCCCUCAGCUAUCUAGUUUUAUGAAUUUGU